This is a messenger RNA of Anopheles arabiensis, 3204 nucleotides long. RefSeq names its product polyhomeotic-proximal chromatin protein-like. Gene Ontology annotation, biological process: regulation of DNA-templated transcription. Gene Ontology annotation, cellular component: NuA4 histone acetyltransferase complex. The record is from RefSeq and is a predicted model, not a curated record. Lineage: Eukaryota; Metazoa; Arthropoda; Insecta; Diptera; Culicidae. The transcript has 4 exons. The coding region runs from base 211 to 2745 and encodes 844 amino acids.
ACAGUUGCGCUGUCAGUCGGACCGCAGCUGAACCAACCGGGCGCGAUACGCCGUCCACCUACAGGGCCCAAAAGAAAAGCAGCCCAAAGCUGGCCCCGUGCGGAAAAGCAAAUCAUUUUCGUAACCUUUUUUCGCCCAGAACCGAACAGUUAUCCAGCACCAGCAGGGAAUUAGAAGCAGCGCCGUUGCGAGCCGCUCAACAGCAUCACCAUGCUGUACCUCGAGGAUUACUUGGAAAUGAUCGAGCAUCUGCCCCAGGAGCUGCGGGACCGCUUUACCGAGAUGCGCGAGAUGGAUCUGGCGGUGCAGAACAAUACCGAUGCGCUGGACAAGCGCGUUCGGGCCCUGUUCCAGCAGUGCCGGCGGGCCGAAAUCUCGUCCCCGAUGGCGGACGUCGAGUUCGACUCGAUACGCACCAACUACUACCGCGUGCUGGACGACUCGGACGAGAAGAUCCAGCUGGCCGGACAGAUGUACGAUCUGGUCGAGCGGUACCUGCGCCGGCUCGACACCGAGCUGGACAAGUUCAAGUGCGAGCUGGAGGCGGACCAUAACGGCAUCACGGAGAUACUGGAGAAGCGCUCGCUCGAGCUGGACAGCAUGACGAGCAAUGGGGGCGCGAACCAGAAGGAGAACCGUUUUUACGACACGCAGAACGCCCACCCGGCCGGCCACUCCGGCCGGUCGGACGGUGGCAGCGGCCGGUACAAGGUGAAGGCCGAGAAGCGGCGCGACAGCGUGGCCCCGGGCAUGUCGAUGGGGGCGGCCGCAGCGUCCGUGGAGAAGCGCUCCGCAGCCGGCACGUCCAAGCCGCUCAACAAUAGCGCCCUGCGCCCAAACACCCCGGCCGUGCUGGCGGCCGGUGGGCUGGGCGUGCCGGGAGCGGUAGCAGCCGGAGCAGCAGCAGGAGGAGCGGCGGGACCGAUGGUGGUCGGCGGCGUGCCGGGAGCAAUCGGAGCGAUCGCAACGGGCGGUGUGGUGGGCGCGGCUGGGGCCGGUGCGCUCGCCACCGUGCCCUGCCCGCAGCCCGUCCCGGUGCUCGGUGGUGCAGCCGGUCCGGGUGCGGGUGGGGUGGCGGCGGCCACCUACAAUCUGCAGACGUGCGGCGCCGGCAAUGCGAUCGUGGCCGCCGCCAGCCAGGCCAUCGCGCAAACGCAGCAGAUGCAGCAGGGGCGCCGCACGGCCAGCCUGAAGGCGUCGUACGAAGCGAUCGGUGGGGUCGGGUCGCACGAGCUGCUGCUCAACAGCGAGCUGGCCGGCGCCACCCACAAUGCGCUGCAGGCAGUCGAGCGGGAGUCGACCGCGUUCUCGAACCAGCGGCGGCAGAAGAAGAAGAGCGUCAAUGCCCUCGGCUGCGGCAAUCUGCGCACCAACCCGACCAUGCUGGUGAACGCGUCGAACGUCACGUCCAUGCUGUCGUCGAGCUCGCCGAACGUGCAGACGCUUUCCAGCUCGCCGUCGCUGUCCUCCGUCUCGGUGCACGUCCAUACUUCGCCGCUCCAGCAGCAGCAGCAGCAGCAGCAGAAUCAGCAACAGUCGCCACAGUUUGCCGCUCAGCAACAGCAGCAGCCGCAGCAGCAACACCAGUCGACGGUGCAGUCCCAGCAGCUGCUAAUACACGCGAACACGCCCGUCAGCCUACAGCACGGUCAGCUGCAGCCGGUAAUGCAGCAGCUUACCCUGCCGUCGAUUCCCGGCAUGAAGCAGCUCCUGCCCGGACAGCAGCAGCAGCUCCUCAAUCAGCAGAAACCGGUGCAGCUCGUAUCGGCCCAGCAUCGGAUGCCGCGACAGCUGCAACCCCAGCAGCUACAGCAAUCGCUGCAAGCCCAACAUCUCCAGCAGCAGCAGCAUCAGCUGCAGCGGCCGCAGCUACUCCAGCAGCAAGCGCAACAGCUGCACACCGUUCCUCACCAGCAGCUGCUGCAGGCACAGUCCCAGCAGAAGCAGCAGCUGCAGCAGCAGCUAAAAUCCGUGCAGCAGCACGCCACGUUCCAGCAGGCGCAACAGCAGCAGCAGGUCCAGUCGCAACUGGUCCAGCAGCAGCAGCAGCAGGUCGUGCAGCACAUGCAGCAGCUGCCGGUGCAGCAGCAGUUGCUCGACCACAAAGACAUCCAGCUGCAAUCGUCCCAGCAAUUGCUGCAGCAGCAGCAGCAGCAGCAGCCACAGCAAGUGUUCCAGCAACAACGGCAGCUGCUCCUACAGCAGCAGCAGCAGCAGCUGCAACAGCAGCCACAGCUGCAGGCUGCCCAGCAGCAGCUGCUGCAGCUGCAGAACAAGCAGCACGGUGCCGCCGGCCAACAGGCGGUACAAGUCCUGCCCCAAUCGCUGCACCAGCAGCAACCGUUCAUGACGAGCGUGGCGCAGACGAGCAGCAGCAACGCGACCGUUGUCAAUGUGUCCUCCUUCAUGGAUACGCUCAUGACGAACAGUGUCAGCACCGGCGCGACUGCUGGCACCAGCGGAACGAGCAGCAGCAGCACCACCACCACCGCCGCCGCCGCCGCUGCUGAACCGACGGCCUCCGUCGACCAGGCGCCAGAAGGAGAGUGGUUCGAUCCGAACGAGCCGCGUUACUGUCUCUGCAAUCAGGUCUCGUACGGCGAUAUGGUCGCGUGCGACAAUGAAGACUGUCCCUUCGAGUGGUUCCAUUAUCCGUGCGUCAACAUAAGCUCCUCACCAAAAGGCAAGUGGUACUGUCCGCAGUGCAGCAGCUCGAUGAAACGACGAGCUUCGAGAAAAAAUUAAUCAGCCAAUGGAGUGUUUUUUUUUAUCGCUUUUUUAUUUAGAUUUUUUUCCUUCCUCGCAUGGAACGCAGCCACACAUUUGGCAAACAUUCUAGGGAGAGGGCAUUAGUAUGGGGGAUAUGAUUCUUUUUUUUAUUUUAUUUUAUACAUGGGAUUUCCUUUGUUGCGCUAGUCGAGCUUGCAGUGAACGGAGGCGAAAGUGAACAGCUCGUAGUAAACAGCGGAAAACUUAUUACGGUCCCCUCUCAAACGAAUUAGAAAAAGAAAAUCCCCGUUCCCCAUGAACAGCUGGGCCUCCCGUUUCCCGUUUUUUGACAGGGUUGUUGAGAUUCAUCCGCGACCCCGCCAGAGCGAUGUAUUAAUGUUCCGCAAACUUUUUUUGUUUCAUUUUGUUUUUGAGUAUUGUAGAGUUUGCAAUGCAUUUAGGGGUUCAAUAAAGAGGAAGGGGGAAAAGCAGGAA